AGAUAUUUCAAUAUUGUUUUACAUCAGUAACUUUUAAAAUCAGUUUAUGGUACAGUAAAUAUUUGUUAAGGCCUUUAAUAUAGUAAAAACGCGAACUUAUAAUAUCGUAAAAUGGAGAUACGAAAAAUUUGCGUUCAGAUUUUUCUUGCCGAGCUCACAAUAACGCCAGUAUUAGUGAUUUCAUAUUUGUAUGUUAUAAAGAUGCGACCACAGUUAUCACCGAUGCAAGAAAUUCAGUUCAAAUAUCAAAACGGGUUCUGGAAGAAACGUAUCCUCACAAAUGCUAUACAGUAUAAAAGUGGUCGUGUUUUAUCAGAUGAGAACCUGGAAAAUAUAAAACUUCUCAGUGUUAAUCAGUGCAAAAACCGUAGAUUCCUUGUGUAUAAAUGCGACGGAGCGAGUCUGUGUGGGGGUACGGGGGAUCGUCAAAAAGGCAUUGUAUCAGCUUUUCUUCUAUCUCUUCUAACAAACAGGACCUUCAUUGUGGACAUGACGAAACCAUGCAAUAUAGAAACAGUUUUACAAGUCGGUGUAUAUAAUUGGUCCUUAUGCAAAGGAUAUAUUAAAACUCUUCCUAAGCAAGAUAUCAUGAAACUGAAUUUGUUGUUUGGGAACAGAUCGGUUGCUAAACAAAUUGAAAACAUUGAUUUUGAUAGCCAAUGGACAGCUAAAGUGGUAUUAUUUCGAUGUAAUUCUUUGCUUAUUGACAAAAUAAGACGUCAUAAUUAUACCGAAACGAGGCUUAAUUGGUUACAAAAUACCACUAACGAAGAAACUAUUCACAAAGUAUUACAUACGCUGUUCCAGCCAAAUCAAAGAAUACUCGAGGACUUUGUGAAGCUGUACAACAAACAUGUCCAUGGAAAGAAUUUAGUGUGUAGCCAUAUAAGAAUAGGAAAGAACCCAACCAUUCCUAAGGAUGAAAAGUUAUUGAGAGGAUCACCGAAUGUAACGAGAAUACUUGAAUUUUUGAAAAGGUAUGAUGACCCUAAGAAGUACACUAUCUAUAUAGCGACUGAUUCAGACUCAGUUAAACAAGAUGCUAAAUCAAAUUUAACAUCUUACGUUAAUAUCAACAGACCAAUUGUGCAUGUUGAUAGACGUAUGAAUGAGUCAGUAGCUGAGGCUUGUGAAGGACUUUAUACAGGAAUUUUUGAACAGUUUAUUCUAUCUCUUUGUGACACGCUUGUAUUGACUCGUAGUAGUUUUGGAUGUAUGUCCGCUUACAUGCGAGGAGUUCAGGAUAACAUUUUUCUUUACAACCCGAAUCUUCGAAAAGUUGGCCAAUACAAUUUGACAGAAAUUCAAAGAGUUUUUAAACUUGUCUAGAGGGAGUUGCAAGAAAUAAUCGAUAAAAAUUGUUCAUCUUUAUCCGGUGUUGUUAGAUAUUUAAAGGAUUAUGUAUGAUUCUGUUUUAGCACUUGAAUUAUAAAACAAAUUUUAUUUGUGUAAUAGUUGGAGAAAAUUAGUGUGAUAAUUUAUAGUUUAUCAAACGGAUUCGCCCAAUGAAUAGUCAAUUCAUACUUAAAGGGAUUUCAAAAUUUGAGUAAUAAACAGUUCACAGCCUGAUAAAAUUGCAGGCUGGUCUGGCGCUAAACUUGUGGGGACAGCUGAUCACUUUCAGUUCGAGCAGGAAAAAAAAGCAAUAUAUAACUGAAUCUAUACAAGAGCUGAGACGUUAUUGCUCUAUUUUAUCUAAUUGUUUUGCAGCAAACACUUUUUUCCUUUCCCUAAUGAUUAAAAUGAAGUACAUUCAAGCUUAAAUAUAAUCCUACAAAAUAGGAAUUAAGGUAAAUCUUUAUAUCCACUGCGAUAUCAUGAUAAUUAUUUUAAUAUUUUAAAAGAAAACUUCCAAAAUGCAUAUAUGAAAGAAAUAUUGUAAUAAAAUAAUUAAAAUAUCAAUGGCGCAUUCAAGAAAUCAUUGGUUAACGAUAAAACCCCUACUUAAAAUAGCAAGAAAAAGAAGAAACGACAGGACAACGUACCGGACGUUUUUUCUUUUUAAACGCUUGAUAGAUUUUAUUAAGUUAUAAAGUAUGUUUUAUUUUUGUAACAUGAGAAAUCUUUAGAGAUGCGUGUAUAAUAUUCGCAUACAUCGAAAGAAUAUUUUCUACUCUUUUCACAUAUUCGUUGAUUUCAUUAUACUUAGUCACCUAAAAGCCACAUUUUAUACUUCCUUAUGCGUGGGUUUUAAAGCGAUCAUGGUGUAUAAUCAAUUUGCAGACAUAGUUUACGAUACGAAUCGUGAACACAAAGAACAUAAUGUAAUAUACAUCUUAUUUGACGAAUAAAGUAAACGAAAAUAAUGCUGUAGCUAUUGAUUCUGAAAGCGGCUGAAAUAACAAAAUCUUGUGUUAUUAAAAAAUAUUGCAUGAUGGUACGCCUUUUAUAGCUUAUUCGUCUGCGAAGCAGCUGAGCCUUAUAAUUAUGAUUUAGUGAAAGAGGCAUGAUUUACUGCGGAAUGACAUGAUUUAUUUUGAGAGUCGUCAGUAAAGAUAUAAGUACAAAAAACAUUCACAUACAUCAGCUAUACACUUCAAGACCUAUUUUAAAUUUCUUGCUUUGCUGCAACACAUUUUAAAUGUAUUUUCUUCAAAUGGAAAAACGAUGUUUUCUUAUCUCCGUGUACAAAUAGUGAACUGUGCAACUGUCUGAUUUGGUAGUUAACCGAAACUUAAUAUCGUGGGACCAGACUAAAAUGAAAUGAGCCGCGUCAUGACAACACCAACAUAAUGUGUUUGCGACCAGCAUGGAUCCAGACCAGCCUGCGCUGAUCAGGAUCCAUGCUGUUCGCUAUCAGUUUCUCUACUUGUUAUAGGUUUUGUAAGCGAACAGCAUGGAUCCUGAUCAGACUGCGCGGAUGCGCAGGCUGGUCUGGAUCCAUGCUGGUCGCAAACGCAUUACGUUGGUUUUGUCAUGACACGGCUCAAAUCAAGUCUUCACCUAAAGGGGAACUGUUUUGUAUUUGGACAAAACGCAUCGGUGUAUAUGUGUGAGCUAUUGUAUUGCAAUGUCUAGUAGAUGACCGAAUCCAGUAUACUUAUUUUCAUGUCGUUGGUUUUUUUUCAAUAAUAUGUUUAAUAAUAAUUUAUAUCAAAUUUAUUUUUCUUAAAAAAAAAAGUACUCGCUUUCUUAUUUUUUCCUCGUUGAAACAGUCUCAGUUGAAAUAGGGCGUUAUUAUUAAGAUUUUCUUUUCUUUCUUUUUUCAUUCUUUUCUUUGUUUUGUUUUGUUUGUUUUUAGUAAUAUAUUUCUUAUAUAUUUUUCUUUCAUUUUGUGCAACUAUCAAAGCAUAUGAUGUGAGCAUUCACCUAUUACUUGAGUGACAGAACUUAUAACUGGACUUACGUCUGUUUAAAGUAUCAAAUUGUUGUAAGAAUCAAUUAUAAUAUUAAUAUAAUUCAGUUAUUUUUGCAAUUUCCAAUUUUUUCAUAUUCUAAAGAUGUUUCUGUUUUUACAGUUUCAGUUAACCACGUUUAACCCCGAUUUAUCCGAAUAUCGCACAAAAACUCUUUAAUAUGCAGUAAAACUUAGCCUUCAACACUUGAUCCGUGAAAUAAAUGAUAUGUUUAUUUUUAUACUUUGUCAAUUAUAUUAUCCAUAUCAAUAUAGAAUCUAUAUAUCUGUCAUACUAUAUUUGAUGUACGACUGUUUAAAUCUCCCAUUAAAUGUAUUUUCAUAUCAUUUAAAAUUCGAUUCUAUCUUUAUAUAAAAAUAAUCAAAAUUUUCUGUACCAAUUACUGUAACUGUAGCAGGAGUAAUAUAUUUUUUUCUAAUUUAUAAAUUUCAUGAAUUCCAAAAAGAAUGACCCUUACUGUGUGUGCUGUGUUUUUUUUACAGAGGUUAGAAUGGGGUGGUGAUAUAAAACAUUCCCAGUAGCAAAAAACAUAGAGUUAUAGCUGGUGUUGGUUCAUUUUUAAAUAGAAAUUUUCAUUUACCUUAUUUCAACUGUAAAAUUUGUUUUUUACUGCAGUGAAACAUAUUUUUGGCAUUUUUACUGGUUGAUUACUUUUUUUCUAAAUUCAGCCAAUAUACAAAAUUUAAGGCAAACACUUUCAAUUGCAAUGUCAGAAAAAUAGAAAAUGUAUAUGAUUUACAGAAAAUUCAAGUUUUUUUUUAUAAAUACAGGAUUUAUUUUCAUCUUGUGGUAUGAAAAUUUAUCAUAUUUCACUCGUGGCUACCGCCACUCAUAAUAUAUACAUAUUUUCAUACCACUCGAUGAAAUUAAAUAUCUAUAG
Messenger RNA from Ruditapes philippinarum (Manila clam), 4236 nucleotides. RefSeq lists its product as uncharacterized. The record is from RefSeq and is a predicted model, not a curated record. Gene Ontology annotation, molecular function: alpha-(1->6)-fucosyltransferase activity. Lineage: Eukaryota; Metazoa; Mollusca; Bivalvia; Venerida; Veneridae. The transcript is spliced from 2 exons. The coding region runs from base 112 to 1329 and encodes 405 amino acids. Gene Ontology annotation, biological process: protein N-linked glycosylation.